Messenger RNA from Neoarthrinium moseri, 2253 nucleotides. RefSeq lists its product as uncharacterized. The coding region runs from base 1 to 2253 and encodes 750 amino acids. Lineage: Eukaryota; Fungi; Ascomycota; Sordariomycetes; Amphisphaeriales; Apiosporaceae. Gene Ontology annotation, biological process: glucan catabolic process. The transcript has 3 exons. The record is from RefSeq and is a predicted model, not a curated record.
AUGGCUCCUUCGCUCGCUAAAUCAGUCGGCAUAGUUGCCGCAGCCUAUGCAACCAGCACCUCUGCUCUGAAAUCGUACCACCAAGCAGAGAGUCAACUUGGCACCGGCGAUAUUAACGAUGUCGACCCAACCGGAGGUUAUGUUCAGUACCAAGAUUCCGUCAAGGCGCAGGAGCUUGGCCUAGUGUCCAUCGAAAACGACCAAGUGUACAUUGGACCUGAGACAAAGCAGACUUACAAUCCGUUCGGGUAUGGUCGUAAGAGUGUGAGACUUGAGAGUGUGCAGACGUACAACCACGGUCUGUUCAUCGCAGAUUUUGCGCAUCUGCCCAAGCCAACCUGCGGAGCGUGGCCCUCCUUCUGGAUGUUCGGCGAGCCAUGGCCUACCAAGGGCGAGAUCGACAUCAUGGAGAACUGGAACGAUCUCGACUUCAACCGCUUCACUGCUCACGUAGCCAGCCCCGAUCAGAUUGGAACCUGCACUGUCAGGUCGGCCGACAUGCUUGCUUCCACUGCGAUCGACUCCGUUAACUGCUACGACCACGCUCCGGGCCAGUGGGACUUCCAGGGAUGCAGCGCGAGUGACCAUGGAGCGCCAUUUGGUUCCGCAGAAGGAGGUGUAUAUGCUCUCGAGUGGACUAGCAGUGCUCUCAACGUCUGGAGUUGGCCUCAUCUCCUGGCACCGCUUGACAUCGCUUUGGGAAAGCCACUGCCCUCGACUUGGGGUCUCCCUAGAUUCUCGAUUCAGAACUGCGACAUCGAGAAGGCGUUCUCGGACAUGAGAUUUGUCUUGAACAUCGAUUUCUGUGCCGUAGCAGGUCAAGAUGCCCAGUGGGGUGCCAGCUGCAAAGCCAGCACCGGCUACGAUACGUGUACCAAGUACGUUGCCGAGAACGGUGAUCACUUCUCGUCAUCGUACUUCAAGCUCUCUAGUAUCAAGAUCUUCAACCAGCAGGAGGAGGAUGUGACUUCAAGCACAAGCAGCUCUGUGGCGAGCUCGACAUCCUCUUCGCUUGCUACGAGCAGCUCUACCAUCUCGACAACCACUGAAGUCACUUCCACUACCAGCUCAACCACAAGCUCGACGCUCAUUUCUUCUUCGACGACCUCCGAAAUUUCCAGCUCUGCAACUGUGUCCUCAACAAAGGGUCCGGAAACUGUUAGCUCGGCUACCGUUGAUACCUCUUCUUCCUCUGUCUCAGAGUCCGUUUCGAGCUCGUACAGUGCUAGCUCUACCGACUCCGCAUCGAUUCCUUCAAUAACCGAGAGUGCUACCAUCAGCAGCAGCGGCUCUGCACAACCCACAGUAUCUUCCACGGCCUCCUCAUCUAUCUCUGAUGAUGACGAUAACUGCACAGACGACGAGAGCUCAACUUCUUACGAGGUUUCGUCGACGUACGGUGUUUCGACUACCAGUAGCGCCUCUUCCAUACUAUCUUCGUCUGGCUACCCUGUCUACCCAACUGGCCCAUCGGUCACAUACCCCGGAACUGCUAGCGCCACAAGAUCCAGCAGCCAGGGCGCCUCCGAGUCGACCACUUCCCCAGUCGAGUACACCACCUCCACGGUCUACACCACCCGCGUUCAGACUGUGACUUCUUGCGCCCCCACGGUUACCAACUGUCCCGCGAACGGAGAAGUGGUUGUCACGGAGGUCAUCCCCUUGUACACCACGGUCUGCCCAAUCGGGUCAACGCAGCCAACCACGGUCCCCGAAGCUCCUGCGAACGGCUACUCCACUUCCACCCAGUACAUCACGAGCAUCUACACCAUCACCGCUUGUGCGGCAACCGUGACGAACUGUCCUGUUGGCUCCGUGACAACUAACAUCAAGACGGCCUUCACUAGCUACCCGGUCGCGGGCAGCCCCAGCGCCAAGGGCUCCGGCUCCGGCUCCCCCGCCAGCGACGAGAGCACGACUACGACGACAUCGACGCUGCGCCUGCCGACCACCGUCUACGUCAAGGCGUCUUCUUCGUCCGUUUCUUCUUCGCCUAGCGCGCCCGCCUCGUCCAGUGAAUCCGUCGUCUACGUGACCCAGACGGCGACCGUCGUGCCCGUGAUCACCGGCAGCGGCUCCAAGUACAACGCCACGCUUUCGACUUCUGCCUCUCCCAAGGGCACCGGCACCAGCUCGGUUCCGGGCAAGGGCGCAGGAGGAGGCAGUGUCGUUGUCAGCGGUGCUAUCAAGUCCAGCGGUGCUGUGAGCAUGAUCCUCCUGGGCCUGGGAGGUGCCGCGCUUCUCACAUUGUAG